Molecule: messenger RNA, 3616 nt
Organism: Exaiptasia diaphana
Lineage: Eukaryota; Metazoa; Cnidaria; Anthozoa; Actiniaria; Aiptasiidae
Product: UDP-glucuronosyltransferase 1-2
Exons: 10
Coding region: 360-3314 (984 amino acids)
Molecular function (GO): UDP-glycosyltransferase activity
Source: RefSeq, a predicted model, not a curated record
UUUAGGCAAGAAUAUGUAACUCAUAUACAAAACCAUCUGUAAGCAUAGGAAGUUCUUGAGUCAAAAUACUGUGAUUUCAAGUUGGUUAUAAAAUGCUCAUUUACUCCAGUCUAUCUUAGAAGAAUUGUAGGCCUUUUCAAGGUUUUUUCCAGUCCAUAGAAAAGUCAUCAGUUUUAUUGUGAAUUUCUUUAUCACCUGUGUUACUCCCAUUUUCAUCAUCAAUACAUAUAUAUUUAUUCUUCGCCAUCUUUUUCUCACCAUUGUCAUGKUACUGUCCCRCUCCAUUGGUAUCGGCGUUUGCAAAGCAUCAUGGUUCUGAUGUCACGCGAGUAUUGCGUGACCGUACUUUGGUAACAAACAUGGUUCGUUCUAUCAARUCUUCAAUUUUCGGUUUUUUGGUCUUUUUAACUAUGAUAUCAUUUAUUCACUCCGGAAAAAUAGUAUUUCUAACGACUUUUGGUGCAAGCAACUACCUAGCAAUGAAGMAGAUGGCACAAGAGGUAGCUAAUAGAGGCCAUGAGGUGUCACUUAUAGUCAACUCGGUACAAGACAUCAAACAACAAGGACAGGUCAAGCACGUUGUUUAUCAAAUUCCUUUCAAGAAGGGUUUCUUUGAGAAGGUUCUUGCAUCGUCCCUCAUAAAAAACGGCGCCGUUUCAAUGAUGUUCAGUAAAUCAAACCAUAGUAUGACUAAAGUGAAACAAAUAGAAUGCGAAGCUUUACUUAAAGAUACAAAUUUACUGGACUCGUUCAAAGGAUUUGAUCUCCUUGUUGCUGACGUCGCAAAUUUGUGUUCCCCCAUCGUCCAUGACUACCUGGGAAUAAGACGUGUCGAUUACUUUCCUGGACCACCUUCGCUGCCCAUUUUUCCAUCAUCGUAUGACGACUUUUUCACUGUUUCCUACGUUCCACAAAUGCGGGCAACCAAUCCCACACAAAUGAACUUUUUCCAGAGAUUGAAAAAUGUUGCUUUUUUUCUUGCAAUGAAGACGGUUGGUCUUCACCUUCUUCGAGGUUUUCAGGACUUGAAAUUGAAAUACAAGAUCAAACCAGAGAAAAGCUAUGUAGAAUCUUUCYUGGACAAAGAGUUGACAUUGUGUUUGGCGGAUUUUGCGUAUGUCCAUGCGCAGCCAAUCAGACCAGACUACAAGCUKGUCGGACCAUUGAACAUCCARCCAGUCAAGCCYCUUCCCCCUGAUCUACAGCAGUUGAUUGACAGUUCUGGUGAUGACGGAGCCAUUAUCGUGUCUUUUGGAUCCAACGUGGCUUCAGUGUUGGAUAAAGACAAAGUUGACAUCAUGGCUGAGGCGUUUGGUAGAUUAAAACAGAAAGURWUUUGGAGACUUCAAGGAUACAUCCCAUCAUCAUUGAAUGAUAACAUAAAGGUUCUUGAUUGGCUGCCACAGAAUGACUUACUUGCACACGAGAAAUUGAGAGUCUUUGUCUCUCAUUCUGGUUUGAACAGUGUAUAUGAAUCACUGUAUCGCGGGGUUCCUAUGGUUUGCAUGCCCAUAUAUGGGGACCAGUUUGAAAACGCGUUUCGAUUGGAGRAAAGCGGCGUUGCUCUUACUGUUGACUAUGUCACAUUUACAGCUGACGAUCUUUACUAUAAGAUACAACGAAUCAUCGACGAGCAAAGUUUUCUAGAAAAUGCACAACGRUUUUCACGUCUGCUAAGGGACCGCCCACGUAGCCCGGUCCAGGAGGCUGGUGACUGGAUAGAGUACGCCCUUAGACACGAGAGUCUUGCACAUCUACGUCCUUAUUCCACUCAACUUUCCUGGUACCAGUAUUUCCUGGUAGAUGUAGCAGUGUUCCUGGUCUUGGUAGUUUUGGUGGUGAUUAUGGUGAUAAAGUACACAGUUCGAUUAAUAUGCUGGAUGUGCUGUCGACGAGACAAGAAACAGAAAACUCCACCGUUUACCAUUMUUGUGAGCAGUAUCCAAGAGAUCAAGCCAUUAGAGGGAAUAAUACACCACAUUUACCAAGUACCUUUUGAUUCCGAUGAGUAUGAAAAGUUCACUUCCAAAGAAACUAAGGAUGGACCUUUUAAGACAUAUAUUUCUUCAAAUGUGACUAUCUCUGUUCUCACUGGAAUAUUUUGCGAUCAUCUGAUUGCCAACAAAGAACUUCUUGAACCACUGAAAGAGUUCGAUCUUUUAAUCACAGAAACUUCUAUGCCUUGUGGUCACGUGCUUUCGGACUAUUUAGAUAUUAAAAAGGUGGAGUAUUGUCCAUUUUCACCCAGAACUAUGUCUUUACUGUUAGGUCGACAUGAAACCCUAUUUGAARCAUCUUCCGUUCCUAUGGCGAUGAGUUUUAUUCCAGGAAAGAUGAACUUCUUACAUCGAGUUAAAAAUGCAAUGUUCCUUUUAGCCACKAGAGCGAUUGUUCCCCUAWUUAUWCUGAAACCGAUGCAAGAUGUCAAAGAAAAGUAUAAGRUCAAAUCUGAGARGACGUUGUCUGAAUCGAUGAGGGAAGAUCAUCUGGUUCUGUUCUUGUCUGACUUUGCAUUGGAAUAUCCUUAUUCAGUUCCUCCAUAUUAUAAAAUGAUUGGACCACUUAAYAUCCAACCUGUCCAACCCCUCCCCACUGAUCUACAGCGGUUUAUUGACAGUUCUGGUGACGAUGGGGCCAUUAUCGUGUCUUUUGGAACCAGCGUUGCCUCGAUGUCAAAAGACAAAGUUGACAUCAUGGCAGAGGCUUUUGGUAGAUUAAAACAGAAGGUGAUUUGGAGGAUCAAAGGAUACAUCCCAUCGUCUCUGAGUCCCAACAUCAAAGCUGUUUCYUGGUUACCGCAAAAUGACCUGCUGUCCCAUAAAAACCUACGUUUGUUCGUGAGCCACGUAGGACAAAAUAGUCUCUACGAGGCUGCCUAUUACGGAGUUCCUGUGGUGGGCAUUCCUUUGUUUUCAGAUCAGUUCGACAACGCUUUGCUUGUGGAAUUCAGAGGAUUUGGUCUGUCUCUUGACUUUCACGAGUUAACCGCAGAACAACUGCACAGUACUAUCAAACGUGUAUUAAAAGAACCAAGUUUCCGAGAAAACGCCCAGCGCAUUUCUCGUCUGCUGAGAGACCGCCCACGUAGCCCGGUCCAGGAGGCUGGUGACUGGAUAGAGUACGCCCUUAGACACAAGAGUCUUGCACAUCUUCGUCCGUACUCCAGUAGACUUCCAUGGUACCAGUAUUUCCUGGUAGAUGUAGCAGUGUUCCUGGUCUUGGUAGUUUUGGUGGUGAUUAUGUUGAUAAAGUACACAGUUCGAUUAAUAUGCUGGAUGUGCUGUCGACGAGACAAGAAACAGAAAACUCAAUAAGCAAAUAUCGUGACAUUUAGGACUAGAAUAUCUUGUAACUCUUUUGUAUGCAAAAUGAACUUUCUUGGAGUGCAAAUAUUACUUUAAGUUUACUGAAAUAUUACUUAAGUGUGCUGUCGACGAGACAGGAAACAGAAAAUUCAUUGAUCAGUUUCAUUUAUUACAACUGGUCGUUUGAUUUCUGAUCACAAACCACAGGUAACCCAGGCUCAAUAACUAAGUAUCAAAUAUGUCGUUCUUCGCACGAUAUUUUUUUUUUCCUUAAAUAAUAUUAUCUAACAUAAUAUUAUCUAACAUAAUCU